This is a messenger RNA of Mus pahari (shrew mouse), 1187 nucleotides long. It is a transcript of the gene Ramp2, whose product is annotated as receptor activity modifying protein 2. The record is from RefSeq and is a predicted model, not a curated record. Gene Ontology annotation, molecular function: coreceptor activity. Lineage: Eukaryota; Metazoa; Chordata; Mammalia; Rodentia; Muridae. The transcript has 4 exons. Gene Ontology annotation, cellular component: membrane; signaling receptor complex; cell surface. The coding region runs from base 407 to 1006 and encodes 199 amino acids. Gene Ontology annotation, biological process: receptor internalization; calcium ion transport; angiogenesis.
GGCCUUAGGAGCUCCCAACCGCCUCCUUCUUCCCCAGGUCUGGGACAGCAGCUGGUCCCCACCCCUCCGGUGCGAGAAGGAGUGAGCGACUGGAAUCCUUCGACUGAUGCUGGGAGACUUGAGCUAGUCCGGGGCGGGAAGUGGAUCGCGGUUCACGGGGUACAGGGGGAGCUGUCCAACCCCGAAGCCCAAGCUGGAAGCGAGAGUGGGCCAGGGCGCUCCGGGCCGAGAGAGGCGCGGGUGCGGCAGUGACUCCCCCUGCAGCCCGCCCCCCACGUGGCCGCCGCCGUGCCAGCCCCUCCGAGGAAGCGGCGCAGCUUCCUGCGGCUCGGGCCGGGGAUAUAGGCGCCCCCGCCCGGGCCAGCUCAGCUCCGCUGCCCCUCCUCGCCAUCUCGUCCAAGGCGUGAUGGCCCCACUCCGGGUAGAGCGCGCCCCGGGUGGAUCUCGGCUCGGUGUGACCCGCGCCCAGCGGCCGGCAGCGUUGUGCCUCCCUCCUCUGUUGAUGCUGCUGCUGCUGCUGCUGCUGCUGGGCGCUGUCUCAACCUCUCCGGAGUCCCUGAACCAAUCUUUCCCAGAGAACCUGAAUCUAUCUUCUCCGGAGUCCCUGAAUCAAUCUCAUCCCACUGAGGACAGCCUUGUGUCAAAAGGGAAGAUGGAAGACUACGAAACAAAUGUCCUACCUUGCUGGUAUUAUUACAAGAGUGGCAUGGACUCUGUCAAGGACUGGUGCAACUGGACUUUGAUUAGCAGGUAUUACAGCAACCUGCAGUACUGCUUGGAGUACGAGGCAGACAAGUUUGGGUUGGGCUUCCCAAAUCCCUUGGCAGAAAGCAUCAUCCUUGAGGCUCACACGAUACACUUUGCCAACUGCUCCCUGGUGCAGCCCACCUUCUCUGAUCCCCCAGAGGAUGUGCUCCUGGCCAUGAUCAUAGCCCCCAUCUGCCUCAUCCCGUUCCUUGUUACUCUUGUCGUGUGGAGGAGUAAAGACAGCGAUGCCCAGGCCUAGGAUCCAUUUCUCAGCAGCCAUCUUUCCCCCUUUCCCCUGCUGGAACCAGGAAUCGCUCCGCCCCUCCCUACCCACUUACUCUCAUUCUUCCCACAGACCUGUGGAUUGGUGGAAAUGGCAGCAAAGGGGACUCACGACACAAUGUCUGUAGUCUUUAAAAUAAAGUUAUGUUUUUGUACAA